Molecule: messenger RNA, 2361 nt
Organism: Phymastichus coffea
Lineage: Eukaryota; Metazoa; Arthropoda; Insecta; Hymenoptera; Eulophidae
Gene: Nelf-A
Product: negative elongation factor A-like
Exons: 6
Coding region: 17-1594 (525 amino acids)
Biological process (GO): negative regulation of transcription elongation by RNA polymerase II
Cellular component (GO): NELF complex
Source: RefSeq, a predicted model, not a curated record
GCAGCAGAGUAGCAACAUGGCGAACGUGCGGGACAGCGAUACGUCGCUGUGGCUGCAUAACAAGCUUGGCACCUCGAACGACAGUUGGACCGGCAGUUCGAUUUGUUCUCAACUCAAUGCCGAAGUACUACGCAACAUCAAAGAUUGUUUCCCUGAUCUGCAAACUCAAGUCAAACUCAAACUGCUGCUCUCAUUUUUCCACAUACCUAGGAGAAAUGUCGAGGAAUGGCGAAGUGAAUUGGAAGAUAUCAUUGAAGUUGCAUCGUUGGAUGGUGAAUUAUGGGUCUCAAUGUUAUCCGAAGCAAUGAAGACCUUUCCACAUACUGGCUCUCUAAAUACAGAUAUAGCCGAACUAGAUGAGCAUCGUCCAAUCUUUGGCGAGCUAGUCAAUGAUCUACGAAAAUUGUUAAGGAAGCAGAAUGAUCCUGCUAUGUUACCAUUGGAAUGUCAUUACUUGAACAAACCUGCCUUAACUGCUGUUGUGGGUAAUUUACCAAAAGCAACACAACAUUUCACAUUGAAAAGGAAACCAAAAAGUCAUCAGCUUAGAUCAGAACUCCAUCAAAAGAGUUUAGAUGCUCAAAACAAUUUGAAAAAAAAUGCAGCACCAACGGUGCCAGUCAGAAGUAGAGGAAUGCCAAGAAAAAUGACCGAUACAACACCAUUAAAGGGAAUCCCAAGUCGAGUACCAUCAUCAGGUUUCCGUUCACCAUCACUAUCAAGCUCGCCAAUGACGAAUCGUACCCCUCUAGCAAGUAGAAUGCGAAAAGACGGCGGUAUUAAAUUAUUGGAUAUAAAUGAGCAGCCGAUGGGAUACGCGCAAGCGAAAAAACGCAAACGUCUUAUGGAAAUUGAAGAACAGCAAAAGAAAGCUGAGGAGGCAAAAGCAGCGGCUGCAGCUGCUGCAACAACGCCUACACCAGCUGCCGAAACACCAAUUACUCCGGAAUAUGCUCAGGGUCUUGCACCUAUUACAACUCCUACUGCUCCAGUCUCAACUGCCGCCACGGUCUUACCACAACCCUACAGUACGCCUAUUAGCACAACUGUUCCCACUGUUGCCGUAGUGCCUAGCACUCAGACUCCUGUGACGCCUACAACACCAACAGCAGCUGUUAUAACGACGCAACCUGUUAUUACUCCAGUGGAAUCGGCACCUAUCCCUAUGCAAACCGUCAGACCAACGCAAACUGUUACGCAGAUUCGUAUAUCUGCGGCUAACCAACAACAGCCGAACACGGCAAAUACAAGAAAAGGAUUGUCGCUUACGAGAGAACAAAUGUUGGAAGCCCAAGAAAUGUUUAGGACUGCGAACAAAGUUACUAGGCCAGAAAAAGCUCUUAUUUUAGGUUUCAUGGCUGGUUCAAGAGACAACCCUUGUCCAAAGUUGGGUAAUAUUGUAACGGUGAUGCUUUCUGAAAAUAUAGAAGAAGUUACGCAACCUGAUGGAUCGACUGUAUUAAUGCAAGUGGAAACGCACUUCCAAAUGAACUAUACGAAUGGCGAGUGGAAACGUAUUAAGAAAAAUAGACGUAUUGUUAACGAUGAAUCCGCUGUGGUAGUAAUGAAUACGGCUGAGGCUUCCGCCAAAUAGAUUACAAGCAUCAUGUUGUUUCUUUGAUUUUUUUAUUUUUUCAUUAGUCUAGUUGAUAAUAGCAGCCUUGGACAAAAAUUAUUUAAUGUUAGACUCUAAUUUUAUAUAAAUAUAUAUUUAUAAAGAAAGCAUGUAUGAUCACGUACAAUCAGAUAUCUUUGUAUAUAUAUAUAUUUCAGUAUGUGAGAGAUGACGAUUGUGCAUUAUUACAUGCGUAAGAUAAUUCAAAGUUGAAGUUAUUCAGAUUCAUUUAAAGUCUUCAUUCUUAAAUGAAUGUGAAGCUUAAUAAUUUUGUGAUAGUUUCAUAUAUAAUUUUUUUCUUGUAGAAAAAGAAAACCAUAACUGUCAUAAUUUUGAAAUGAACGCCACUUUUAAUCAUUAUGUAAAAAUUGUAAAUGAUGAAGAAGCGCUUUCUAAAGACAUUGCAUUAUUGCGUGUACAUACAGUGUUUCAUUGCAUUUCGUUUUAAUUUUAACACGAUCAUGAAUAUUCCUUGUAAAUAUGUUAAUUUUCUUCUUAAAAAAAAUUUUGUAAUAAAUUUUAUUUUACGAGAAUGUGUACUUGAUUGUAAAGUAUAAACGAACCAAUUAAUUUGAGAACAUUAGGAAUUGAAAGUGAUACACACUGUGCUUGUAAGUCAAGUUUAUAAAAAAAGUAUACUACUACCAUAUUUCAUUACAUAUAUAGAAAAUAUAUGAAUUUUUAUGUUUUUUUUUUAUCUGAAGAAAACGAGACUAAUAUCGUUGUUAUAAAAAUAAAAUACCUAU